This is a messenger RNA of Drosophila willistoni, 2174 nucleotides long. RefSeq names its product protein transport protein sec31. The coding region runs from base 234 to 1583 and encodes 449 amino acids. Lineage: Eukaryota; Metazoa; Arthropoda; Insecta; Diptera; Drosophilidae. The transcript is spliced from 3 exons. The record is from RefSeq and is a predicted model, not a curated record.
AAUAUUUUUACAACCGUUGGCAUUGGCAAAACGUUAAGGCCAGAUAUUCUUCGGUUGCUGCCCAGUUCGCACGAAGUGAAAUCGUUUUAUAAGCGGCAGCAGCAGCAGCAGCAGCAACAACUACAACCACAACCACUUUGAAUAGCAACAAAUUGCCGAGCGAAACAAGUUUGGCACUGCGCAUAUUGGAUAUUGGAAAUCGUUAAAAACCGGGGGCUUUUUAUUGGCAAGUGAUGAUGAUGGUGAAAUACUACGCAAUUGUCGUCACCGUUGCAGCGGUUCUAUUUGCCUUUGGCAAUAAUAAUGUUGUGGAUGCGCGCCGUAACCAAGGUAGCAGCCAGCGUAAAAGCCCAUCCUCGUCAUCUUCGUCUGGGUCGGGUCAUGUGACUCAGCCAAGUUACAGUACGAAUGGCGGCAGCAAUUCUCAUGCCGAUGCGGCCAAGUUAAGUUAUCCCAAUUAUAAUUCCCAGCCGAAUCGUCCGAUCGGUUGGAAUCCUCCUGCACAAAGUGCUGGCACCCAUAAUCAGGGACCACCACCAGCUUAUUCGGCUGCGAAUCCGGCUGGCGGUGCUCGGACCAAUCUAAAUGAGCACCCACCAUCGUAUAAUCCGCCCAGCUACGGAGCAGCAACUGGUGCAAAUGUCCAUCAGCCGAUAACGGCCACCCAGAAUCAUGGUACCCAAUAUAGCGGGUUGCCAGCUGGUGCCACAUACUAUCCAGCGGCUCCAGGAGGAUAUCAUGGCGCUCCAGCUGGUCUUCCUGCCGGGGCCACAUACUAUCCUUCGGGUGGUUAUCAUCCUGGAGCUGCAGCUGCUCCACCUCCGGGAGCCACAUAUUAUCAGUCACCAGCAGCUCUGCCACCAGGAGCCACCUAUUAUGCCCAGCCACCACAACAAUCAUCUGGUCCGGGAUUCGGUACUGGAUUAUUGGGUGGUGUUGUGGGUGGAGCCGUACUGGGACAUUUGCUUACACCUUCGGGCGGUAGCUCAUCGCAGGCAGCAGCUGCUCCCCCAGCAGCCAGUGGACAAGAUCGUAUAAUUAUCAUUAAUAAUGGAGUGCCCGUUAAUGCUAGUGCCGAUGGCACUACAGUUAUUAAUGCCCAAGGAGUAGCAGCCCCAGCAGCAGCAGGUGUAGCAACAGCCGCUCUGCCAAUGAAUGCCACACAGGAUGUUGCAGCACCACCAGCACAAUUGGCGCCAUUCAAUCCGGAAAAUGCGACAAUGCCCAUGACUAAUGGCACUGAUGCAGUUGCUCAACCACCAGCCGGUGGCAUUAUAUGUGUGCCCACCAAAAUGAAUGAGACGGAUCCCAAUGAUAGCACCAAGAUGAUUGAAGUUGAGAAAAUUGCCUGCUAUCCGGCACCACCACCGCCAGCGGCACCCGCCGGCGAGGGUCCCGCCCCAUUGGCUCCGAUGGUACCACAGGUGCAGCCCGGAUUACAGCAAGUGCAACAGCCUCCAGAUCAGGCAGCUGUAAAGGCCAAUAUUAAUAGUGGUGUCUCUCCCGUAAAUGUCUCAACAGCAACCGGACUCAUCAUGAUGGGCAUUGCCCUUCUAUGUGGCAGUCAUAUACUCAAGCUUUAAUUGCAGAGAUCGAUCUAAUCGAUCGAACUCGUUUUACACAUUCUGUUUGUAUUUCACAUUUUCCAGUGUUAGUCACCCAGUGUCUGUUUGUCUGUCUCCCCCCCCGUUUCGGACCGCCCACUCUCUCCCUCAAUUUGCGCUUGGCUUUUGUAGUCGCUUUCUCUAGUAUUGCUUCCUCCCACACACACAUACACACACACAGAGAUUCAACUAAAUACUUAUUUAUAGUGGUUUCUCCCCUUUUUUUCAUCCACUUUCUUUAUCUACUCUUUACCCCUCGCUGUUUGCUGCUUUUUGAUAUAUUAGAUAUGAAAUAAUGAAAUUUUUUAGCCUUCAAUUGUGAUGAAAACUGUGAAUCUCGUUAAACGAUAUACUAUAUAUACAUAUAUUCGUACUCGUACUCGUAUAUGGCAAUUUGAACCCAACUAAAAACAAUAACUAAAAAAAGACAUACCCACAACAUUCCCCUUCUUCUCCUCCUCCUCCUUUCUUCUAUCAUGAUGCAUAUUUUAUGGUAUUCUCAACGAAUAUUUUUCUAUGUCAGUGUUAAUAAUUGUGAUGUAACCAAUCAAAUAGAUAGCUGUAAUUGUU